Cantharellus anzutake is the source of this 1013-nucleotide messenger RNA. RefSeq lists its product as uncharacterized. NCBI's taxonomy places the organism in Eukaryota, Fungi, Basidiomycota, Agaricomycetes, Cantharellales, Hydnaceae. The coding region runs from base 123 to 725 and encodes 200 amino acids. The record is from RefSeq and is a predicted model, not a curated record. The transcript has 2 exons.
CCCAGAAUGGAAUCGAGACAAUAGGAAUGCUCCAACACGUGUCUGAUCGAUAUCGCUGGGAGAUAAGGGACUUGGAGGAAAGACAGGCCAUGGUAUGUCGAUGAAGCGAAGAGCACGCCCAGAUGUCGAGGCAGUGGAUGAAAGGGAAUUCCACCGUUCCUGGUAUGAUGUCCAGCCCUCUCGGGAAACUCUGGCCUCGUUAUCCCAUGCAGUUGCGUUUGUCCGUGCGGAUCGAGGCAGAGGAUUAUGUGGAGGGGGUUCGGCUGCUGGAGGGGGCGGACCGGUCUUGGGAGGUGGUUUUGUGUACGAUUGCCAGGAGUACGACCCCUGACCUUUCUCUCUGGCCACUCGUUCACGCUCUUCCCGUAAUUGACGCUCACGUUGCUCUCGAUCACGCUCGGCAGCACGCAAUCGCUCCUCGGUUUCUAAUCGCUCGCGUUCGGCUUGCUCUCGAGCUGCUUCAGCUUCCGCCCAAAGCCGCUCAUGAUCACGCCAAGCACGAAUUUUCUCAAGCUCCUUGCGCACACGCCAAACAAUCCACUCCUCGUGUGCGCGUCGAAGCUUUUCGAGUCGUUCUGGGCGAUCCGCAAGACGAAGCUCCUCGUUUUUCAAAAAGUUUUCUUCUUUCGCGAUCUCGGCAAGCAUCUGUUUUGCACUCGCUUCCUCCUGUGCUCGCCAGCCUCCUGGAGGGGGCGGAUAUGGGGAUCCACCAGGAGGGCCGUUAGGUUUGAAAGAUGACGAUUUUGUGUAGGAGUAACUGGUGUUUGGGGGUUUAGUAUGUGAACGGGGGAAGGAAGAGUGGGUAGGUGAGGGUUGUCGAGAGGAAUAGGUGGUAUUCAUGUACUGCGAAGGCUACUCUUGCAAUCAGUCUUUGCCUGGGCCCUGAUGAAAACGGAGGUGUGAGCCUUCUCGUGCGCCUUACCGUCCACAAUAGAGGAAAUGAAGUGGAUCGGUAAUUUUUUAUGAAGUUCCUUUUUCGUGAUCGUUAAGCUCGUGAGCAGACGUAUUACGAU